AAAGUUCUUCAUUGUCCGCGCACGGUGUCUGUCAAAAGUCCAUUUGGCAAGAAGGAAGAAAUGACCUCGGACUCAGGAGCUGUGGCUGGACAGCAGUGUGGUCACUCAGACUUGAAUUGGGAAGUGAUUGGAUGAAAGCGGAGCCAGUCAGUGUACGGGGUUUGUGAUUGGAGGCGUAGCGUUUCUGGGGCGGGGCGGGCUGAGUCUGCGGGCCUGCAGUAUGUGUGCACUCUCCGGGGUGGGCGGAUCGUUAGCUGUGACAGCGACGCUUGGAGACUUCCUAACAAAGCUGUCAGAAAACAGACAACUAACGCUAUGGCAGAGUUAGACCUGAGUCUGAGCGACGCGCUGACCGACAGCCCCCCGCAGUCUGGCCUGGAGAGCAAGGUGGAGAGGGACUUUGUGGCCCAACUGGAGGCCGAGGCGUUCGACGACCAGGUGAAGGAGACGGUGGGGAAGACAGACUACAUCCCCCUGCUGGACAACGACGACACCCGGGCAGACGCUGGGGCUGCUUUGGAGAAUGGAGAGCAGGAGGCUCAUGGGGUGCAAAAGCCUGCCUCCAUGGCAGCUCAUUCUGAUUCCCUGGCCUCUCACUCCAGCUCUGUCCAAAUGAUGGAUUCUGGCAUGCUGGGUCCUUUCCCAGGCUUCUCUCAGCCAGGAGGGAUUGGAAUGAAUGUGGAGGUGGGAGCCGCACCUCUGCAACCACAGAAGCCCCCGAGUAUAUCAGAGUCGCAGUAUCCUACUCCCCAAGCUGGGUCAGAAGUCCCAAAAGAUCACAGCGCCAUGCUGCCAGAACCCCAGGCCUCUGGGAGCCCCUUGGAUGUUUCAGCAGGUUCCUUAGACGACUCUUGGCAAGACCAGAUUGGCUCCCCAUCAACAGAUGCACCUCUUGCUCCAAGCGUUUCUGUGAAGGUUUCCGAUCAAGCCGAUCAGCUUGCAGCCAGCCCAGAAGAUACGCCCGAAAGCUGGCCUGGCCGUGAGAGCACCGCCUACGCUGGGGGCGAUGAAAGGGACACGGACGGAUCUGACAGAAAACAGAAGAAGAAGAAGAAAAGGCGACAGAAAGACGAGGGAUCCUACGAACACGUUGAGAGUAGGGGUCAGGCGGAGACACAGGAAGCGGGAGAAAACACCCCUCCGACUGAGGAGUUUUAUCACAGGAUUGGCCCAAGAAGGGACAGAGGAGAAUGCGGCUGGGAAGAACAACUUGGGAAGAGCGGAGGCCGUGGCAAGAAGAGUAAAAACAGGAAGAAGCUUCCAGAGGAAUGGGCAGUGACAGCAGAGCCAUUUGUUCCCUCUUCAGUGACUCCCUCAGAAGUGAAAGUGGAAGCAUUGGUGGAUCUUGGGAGUUCAAUGAAUGAAACAAUGGAGAGCUCUUUUGCAGACAUGGACACUAGCCAACACACCUGGAAGAAAGAGUUUUACCCAGAGGAAGACCCUUCUCCUUUGCCUCAGGAUUUGUUCUCUCCAACGACUGCAGCCAUCAGUCCUCUAGCCCUCAACAGUGAGCUGAAUGCUACAGCAACUCCAUUCACCAUGCCGUCUUCCACCAACAAAACAAUCCCCGGCUCCUUCCCUGAGGAGGUGGAUGUCCUGAUGGACACCGAAAAUGCCGGUUUGGGUCAAAGCAAUCAAACCAUUUAUCCUCCUUUCUCUUCAGAGAACACAGCAGCUGUAGCUGACUUGGUAGACAGCGGGAUGUUUGAUAUCUCAAGUUCCUUUCAAGAGUCUUCCAUGCAAGCUGUUUCAGAUGGAGACACCUCAGCCUUCAGCUCUGCUUCACAGACAAGCCAGGCCGUUUCACCUAAAGGUGACGUGUUGGCUUCAGCCCCACCCCUAUCACCCUCUGAUGCUUCAUGGAUGCUAAACAACUCCCAACUGAGCAGCAACAGCGAUUUAUUUGUCUUCAGUGACACGAGCACCGCAGGCCAUCCUUUACCCCUGGGCCUGUCCUUCAACACACCAAGUCCAGCACCUCUCCGCUCACCCAAAACCACUGCACAAGAAUUCCAGUCCAAGCACAAAGAUGGGAAUUCUGCCCAGAAGCAAUCCAGAAAGUCACCUCCUUCCUCUUCGACCUCAUCUGUCAGGAGUCCCACCUCCCCAGAGGCAAAGCUCUCCCCACAGGCAUCCCCUGUCGCUUCACCCUCAUCUCCUCCUUCAGUGGGUCCCGCUGGAGUACCAGGAUCAGGCCUCAAUCCUGCUGCAAAGCCUUUCUUUCCCAGCUUUGCUGAUCCAGUGGAAGACACAGCUGUGGUUCCUCCAGUUGUCCCCAUCGUGGAAGUUAAAUCUGACAAGACAGAGAAGAAGGACAAACAGGAGGAUGGAGUGCAGAAGGUGGAGGCUUUUGAUGUGUUGAACAAAGCUGAGCACGGGAGCGUGAAGGUUGAAUUCACCACUAAUGAAAGUUUGGUCAAAGUGGCGAAUGAGGUAGAAAAGGGCAAGGAGAAAGCAAACGCACAGGAGGCAGAAAAGGUCAAAGAGGAAAAUCAAGCAGACAAAACAAAGGAGAUGGAGAAGCAGGCAGAAAGAGUGGAUGAUCAAAAGGAAACGGAGAAGCUAAAAGACAAGGAGAUGGAGAAAGUGGAAACCGUCCAACUGAAGGAAGAGAAGGAGGAGAAAAAGCCCAAGGUGGAAGAAUCACCUGUCAAAGUGGAAAAGAAAGAAAAGGUGGAGAUAAUCGACAAGAUUGAGAACAAGGACGAUAAUUUAGAGAAGAUCACCAACAACGAGAAACUGAAAAAGGAAGACAAAGUGGAGAACAAACACAGUGAGAAAGCUGAAAAGGUGGACGAAAACGAGAAGUCCAAAGAGGAGGAGGAGGAGAAAGUGCAAGAUGCAGAAAAGCUGGAUAAGAACCAGGAUACCAAGGUGGAAGAAAAAGCAGAAAACAAAACAAGUGAGAUUGCAGAAAAAUCAGAGAUAAAGGAUGACAAAGGCCAGCACAAAGUGGAAAUGACUUCAGAGCAGCAGCUUCACCCCACUGACGAUAAGACUGAGACGAAGGCUGAUGUGGAGCUGAAAACCGAGGCAGCAGCAGAGAAAGAAAAGGCCGACGUCGGGGAAGCCAAGACGGUGGAGAAAGGGGACAAUGCAGCCACUCCUCUGGAGAAGCCUGCUGAAAAAGAAGCACAGAAGACAGAAAAGGAGGAGAAGGCAGAUAAAAAGACAAUAGAGAAGAAAGACAGUAAGAAGGAAAGGGCUGUCAAAGCAGAUGGAGACAAGGCAAAGAAACCUGUGAAGACUGCGACCAACGGAAGCAGUGCAACAGCAAGCAAGGACCUGUCUGCUGGAGACAGGAAGACCAAGCCCGCCACAGGGGUGACCAAACCGGUCGGUGCUGCCAAAACGCGGCCAGCCACCGCUCCUGCCGGUGGCUCGGCCGCAGCCACCGGCAAACGCCCCACACCCACCUCCACCAGCACUACCACAGACAGAAAAACAACCAUACCCAAGACAGCUUCCACAGGCGCUGCUGGGCCUAAACGACCCCCUGCCAGUUCCACUAGUCGCCCAUCGUCCCAACCCUCCACAGGCACACGAGAUGUUAAACUGAAGUCCACCACAGAGAAGCGCCCCCUGGUGCCGAAGGCUGGCAGUGGCACCACGAGUCACCCUGCCUCCGGCCCUGCUACCAAAAACGGAACGGUGAGCACUGCAGCCAGCAAAACCACUUCAUCGGUGCGCACAGCCGCGUCCACUCGCACAACUACUACUACUGCAGCCAAAAAGCCUCUGGCCUCUAAAACUGAAAGCAUCAAACCAGGAGAAGAGAAGAAGUCCACCACUGUUAGGACUUCAACAGCCGACUCUACCAAGCCCAAGACCACUUCCACCACCUCAAGGAGCACGACUUCCACCACCGCUGCAUCUCGCACUCGAACAACAGCGACCAAAUCGGCUGCGCUGUCCUCCGCCACGGCCACAGCAGCAGAGAAGAAGCCCCUGGGGCCCAUGGGGCCCCGCACCCUGCGACCCACUGCAUCCACGACGACGAGCGCCACCACGAGGCCCACGGCUCGGCCCGGCACAGCGCCAGACCCUGACAUCCGUAACGUCCGCUCAAAGAUCGGCUCCACUGAUAACAUAAAGCACCAGCCUGGCGGCGGGAAGGUUCAAAUAGUCUCCAAAAAGCUGGACUUCAGCCACAUCACCUCACGCUUGGGCUCCAAGGACAAUAUGAAGCAUGUUCCUGGUGGAGGGAAUGUGCAGAUACUCAACAAGAAGGUGGACGUAAGUAAGGUGACUUCAAAAUGUGGAUCCAAGGACAACAUCAAGCAUAAGCCUGGCGGAGGCGUCAUGAAGAUUGAGUCCCACAAAGUGAACAUUAGGGAAAAGGCUCAGCACAAAGUGGGGUCAGUGGACAACGAGAGCCAUUCUCCUGGAGGAGGGAACGUCAAGGCUGAGGGACCGCAGGAAACAGAGGGAAAUGCAACUCCCAUGACUAGCAGCCUGGCUCCGGCCCCAGACCCCAAGAUGGGACCUGCAGGGACCCCUAAUGCCCAGGAGAACGGGCUGAAGGACGGGGCUCCCAGUGAUGGUGAGGGUGUCCGAGAACCCCAGGCUCUGGACUCUCUAAUGCCAGAGACAAAUUGAGUCUAUCAAGCUCAACUUCCGCGAGAAUGCUCGCUCUCGCACGGACCACAGCGCUGACAUCACCAUCUGGCCAGCCCCCCACAGGACAACGGCAACAGUUCCCGCCCACAUGGUUCCUCGUUCUCCCCGCAUGGCCAACCAAAGCCACCACCCAGAUUCUUGCAGUGUUGCCCCAUCAAAUCUCAAUUCCCCCUCUCCCCCUCCUUACUGCACCUACAGGUGGAGGUCCGGGGGGACGACAGCGGCGUUUCCGUGAAGGGAUCCCAACUUUCUUAACCCCAUUUAAUCUCACAUCAGUUAUUGGAAAAUUAGAAUCAUUGUGCAGUAGUGCUUCUUUCACAUCGUCAUGCAUCAUCGCCUUCAUCAUCACCACCACUUUCAUGUAUUUACCUGAAGUAACUUUAGACUCUGACUGGUCCUGACCGGUACUUUAUGUGAAGGAAAAUUCCAGGACGGCAAUGAUCUCUCUGAGUCCGGCAUCUUGGAAUUGCCCGCUUUCACGUGGAAACCCGGUGGUGGGACCUUCUAGAAAAACCACCAUCAUUCCCCCUGCACACCCACCAGGUGGCAGCAACAGUCUCUUCAGUAGUGACCAGAACAAUUUGGCUCUCCUAUUGGAUUCCCAUCUCUUUUUCCUUGUGAUUUUAGGAGCCGUUUUUUCCCCCUGUAGCCACAUACUCUCUGCUUCUGUAACGUCGUAGUAAUUCAGUAUAAAUUUCAUCAUGGCUUCCUCUUCCUUCAUCAUCAUGCAACCAUAUGCAAGCUGACUUAACAAAAAAGAAGGCUGUUUGAAUCAUUUUAGCCAAUUCAACUCUUUAUUCUCUGUGUUUGUGAUGAGGUGUUUGAUUGAAAAGAUUAUAUAUAGAAAUGAGCAUCUGUGUUCUUUUUGGAUCCUCUUUAUUUCCUUCUUUCCAUCAUGUUCCUUGACAAUAGAACUAGGUUGUAUUUAAUAUAUCAAUGCUAUUCUAUUUUAUUUCCUUAAGGUGUUUUAUUUCCUUUUCAUCAAGUAGUGCUCAGAAAAUCUAUGAAACACGCACAUGUUCUUGCAAACUAAGACACACAGUGUGAAGGAGAUGAAGAAUGUCGCAGAACGUUGAGGAAAAGGUUGAUAGAUGAAAUACAAAAGGAAUUUCAGAGUCGUGGUUAAAUAUCAGAUGCGUGGUCAGUGUUGUGACUGAAGAGGUUUUAAAUAAUAUAAGGUAGGAUGUUUGCUGAAGUCGAGAAGCUUUCACUGAGUCCAGAGGGAGAAGAGGAAGAUCCAGUUCAGAUUGCUUCUGAAACGAAAGGAACAGUGUCUCAUAUGUGCCUCCUGUUUGUCUUACCUUAAAAAAUUUUAAAAAAAGAAUCCCAAUAGAUAAGAGUGAUGCAGUUUCACGCCUAAAACAGCUCAGAGAGAGAGAAUAUGGUGGAGGAUGAAGAGUUUUUCUGUUCUGAACAGUAUGGUUUUGGUGCUGCCCUGGUUGACUGUUGUUCUAUUUUUAGGUGUUUCUGUGCGGGUCAGGUUAGUGUGGUUUUGGGAGUUCGCUCAAGAUUCAGUUAAAUUUAGAAAUCAUCUACAGUACUGUGUGCUCAGUGCUCUUCUUGUUGCCGUACUGCCAUUGAGACAUGGUCUUACUUUAUUCUCUUCUCUUGUAGCAACCUGUUGCCUCCUGAUGCCUUUCUAAUGCAUGGCUAGAAAAUAGAAACUCAACCGCAAACUCAAAGCUCAUGGGUUUUACUCCAGCUGUUCUGUUCUGGUAUUGCUUGCAUAAUUUCAAAAAUAGAAAUUAAAAGGAAGUUCUUGUGAUGGUUUGGUGUUAAGAUUUAAUCAUGCUGCUCCAACAUUGUACAUACUCAUUACGCCACUUAACUAUUGUUGAAAAUCUUUUAGCCGAAUGAUAUUUUGGUAGGUUAUCAGUGGUCAUUUGAUUUGUAAAAUAUGUUUAUCAAUACUUUUAAUAUGUUGCUUUGAUAUAUCCAGGAUAUUAUAGGAAAUAUAUAUUAUUCUGUUUAGCUAAUACAUACAUAUCACAAUAUGUAGUUAUUACAUGGCGCUUGUUAGCAAACAAUGCUACAUUAGCAAUUAUUUCAACAUGUCAAGCAAACAAUUUUAAGCUUACCAUUUUACUUAUAACCAACUUUUCAAAAACUAUUCAUCUUCUUAGAAACUAUUAAUAUUUCCAUCUUUUACAGGCUUUACCAUGGUCACCUACUAGCUAACAGCUCCACCUGCCAGCUAGCGACACUUAGCUAAUCUAAUUUGAGCAUGAGUUGACAUUUUAUUGCUAGUACACCCUAAAAAAUGUCAUUGUCAAUAUAAUUUGGUUCUAAAUGUGGUUUACUAAUUUAUGAUUAGUAACCAAACUAGCACUGAGUUCAUGAAAUGGCAUCAAAAUGCAACAUUUUAAAACGUUGAACCAGUUACUGAAUAUUUUUUCUGUUCAAGUAAAAGUGCUUAAAUAUUAUAAUAAAACUAUAUUACUGAUUGUUUGGGGAUUAAAUUUAGAAUGUAAAUUGUCUAUGUAAUAGACUAAAAUGACAUUUUGUUGAAUAUCAAUAUCAUGCCUGGAGUUGGUAAAGGGCUCUGCAUGGUCGCACCGAACUGUUGAAAUCAAUUCUCAUUGUUGCUGCUGCCACAGGUCAAGAACCAGUCACUUUGUUCUCAGCUUUAUGUCAUCAUCCCCUUCAUGUCACAACCUCUUGGCAAACUUUUCACUCCUCUCUCUGUGGAAAACUAUCAUGUGAUUGGUCUUAACUUCGAGGGUGUGUUUACUCAGAAAACAAUGCUACUCAGCGGUUCGACCAUUAAGGGCCCUUAACCCUUUUGUUGUCUUACUCCUUUUCAUGAGCCCAAAGCUAGUCAGCAGUUUUUAGAUCAGAGCAAAUUUACCAAAUUUACUUAAGACUGUUUCAGUCUCAGAAAUGCCACUGUAGUUUAUGAAAACUCUGAGAAUGCCAGAGAAUGCUUGAACCUCUUGCAAAAGCAAAUUCUCACUUGAACAAAAUUUUACUUAUUAACUGUAUAUAAUCUCACUUAAAAAUAACAGAUCAAGUUCAUUUUACUACGUGGUGCAAAACUAAAGGCAGGUACUCAUUGGUACUUCAAUUCUAGUUUUAUUCUUCUUUUUCACAUAGAAGUGGGCUCUGAAUUUCUAAUAACAGGCCUACAAUUGUCACUGCAAUUAAAUAAACUCAAAUUUAUUGAAGACAAAUUUAGUUCUACCUGCAAAAUCUUUUAAAAGAGAAUAUGUUAUACAAAAUAUUUGACAAACCUGUCCUUAUCUGUUAUCUCUAAAUCUGUUAAAAAGGGCAUGUCUUUAAUCUCUAUGCUGACUUCACAUGCUUAUUUUGGAUUAGCUUUUCAGAUCCUGAAGUCAAAAUAACAUCAUACAGUUGUGAUGGAUCAAUAAAGCUUUGUGUCGAGAGGUAAUGUCAGAAUUCAAAGUCACAUUUCAGAAUCUUUAUGUAAAGGAAAUUUUUUUAUCAAGUUGAUAUUUUGCUGUUGCUUUGAUGAAACUAAACUGCACCUUAAUGCUUUUAAUCAUAUUAUCAAAGAGGAUUAACUGUGAUGUAGUGGUAAAUCCACUUUUUAUGAAUAGUAACUCGAACAUGAAUGAGCCUUCGCUUGGCAACAGUAACCUGUUUGUCAGUUUUACCUGAUUUCUUCAGAUCGUUCCCAUUACAGUUCCUGUAAGUCUAGUAAUAAAUUGUACACAUUCUGACACAUACAGGCAAUAGCUUGUAAUUUCAUACACAAAAAGUUGUUGAUGCUAAAGGCGUAGCUUUGAUCUCGCAGCUGUUUUCUGGCUGAGCUCUUCCACGUGCCUGUCCGUAACUAAAACCCAGCUUUGCUUCUAGCCACAAGUUUCUGUUCGCCUCUUCUGAGAUUGUUCAUAGAUGCACUGUUAUUCGCCCUGAAAACUACGAACAAACAACGUACAGCUGCAGUUAUCAGUCUGUGGGGGGGAACGUUGCUUUUAUUUCCACAUAGCUUUGCAAGUUUUUAUGGGAGGAAGCGUUUUUAUCAUGACUGUUAUGGCUGUUAUUCUGAAUACUUGUGACAACAUGGUAAGCUUUGGCCUGUUUUUUUGUUUUGUUUUGUUUUAUUUUUCGAAAGGGGGCCACUGAAGUGAAAGAAUGUCUGUCGAGAUAAAUUGUGCUAAAGACGCAACACUUUUGUACAUGUAUUUAUCGUUGUGUUCCUGUAGCCUCGUGGCGGUUUCGCUCUCAUGAUUGAAGGGGCUCGAGGUGUGAUUUUCUUUUUUUUUUUUUUUUUUGCUUCAGUUUUCAAGUUAGCAUUGGAGAAGAUACCUGUCAACACAAAUCUGUAUUUGAUUUCAUUUGAAGUGCUGUAACGGCUUUAUACAUAAAUACUGAAGUGGUAUUAUAGAACCUAAUUAAUUACGAUUUUUCUAACAUAUUUUCUUGUACUUAUGUGUGCUGCCACAAGAAGCCCAGUCUUAAGAGAUGAAAAUAAUGGAGAGAAUAGCUCGAAAAGUAAGAGUGCAGCGACCCCUGCUGGUUUAAGGAUAAAGUUAAAUGGAACUGAAGCAAAAGCUGAUGUACAUGAGGCUGACAAGUUAAGGGAGAUAAUAUUGGCUAAGAAUGGCACUUACAGAGCAGCAGCCUGUCUGGGAGAGAGCCUAACACACAGUUAGAGCUAGACAACUCACUGUAGCACCUGAAACCCCUCUGAGGAGCAUCGCGGAGCUUCAAAUAAACAUUUAACACUAGCUAACUGCUAUACCUGCAGAGCAUGCUGAAAACCAACAAUGGCUUGUGUUAGGUAGACUUUCUCUCAUUUACAGAACUUCCUCGUUGUUUUGUUGUUGGGUUUUUUUGUUUUUGUUUUUUUGCGUGGGAUUAUGUUUUUCUCAAUAUUUUGAGUUUUAGUUUUGGUUUUGAAAAAAAAAGUGUUUAUUGUGAUUACUUGUUAAUUAGUGAUGUGAUUAUUAAACAUAAAAUAAAUUGGACUAAAUUUCA
Xiphophorus hellerii (green swordtail) is the source of this 9561-nucleotide messenger RNA. Its product is annotated as microtubule-associated protein 4. Bases 316 to 4599 code for a protein of 1427 amino acids. Lineage: Eukaryota; Metazoa; Chordata; Actinopteri; Cyprinodontiformes; Poeciliidae. Gene Ontology annotation, molecular function: microtubule binding. Gene Ontology annotation, biological process: microtubule cytoskeleton organization; neuron projection development. The transcript is spliced from 16 exons. Gene Ontology annotation, cellular component: neuron projection. The record is from RefSeq and is a predicted model, not a curated record.